AUGUUUCUGCAUUUCACAAAUAUAUCCACGAAGGACUCGGGUCUCUAUCGGUGCAAAAUGUGGGGAAAUGUGUCCCUUGUAAGCCAUUCAAUUAAUGUUUCAGUCUUGGAAUGCCCAACAGAAAUCUCGGUGCCCGAGAAAAGAUCGUGGGACGCCCAAGUCUCGUCGUCUCUGACGCUGAACUGCACGGUCAGAUACGGCUACCAGCCCCGUCCUGCAGUAACAUGGUGCAGACAGCAGGGGGAGUCCUGCAUGCAGCUGGAAACGGGAGAGAAACGCAACGUCUCGUGGCACCAGUUGGCCCCGAACACAGGCGUCUGUUUACUCACCUUCCUCAGUGUCUCCCUGUCUGAUUCUGGAGAAUAUCGCUGCAAGGUGUAUCAGAGAAAGGCCUGUGGAGACACCAUUUUCAGCCCCUCUCUUCAGCUCUACGUGACAAAAAAAGGACAAGUUGUGACCGAGCACUGCAUUAAAGCUGAGUUAGGAGUUCUGGCCAAGGUAAUGGACAUUGGACGGAUCUUCUUCUUCAUAGCAGUGACCGUGGCUGUAAUACUGCUGACACUGUGCUGGGCUCUCAAGCUCAAAGGAAAACUUUUCCCCAGAGACAGACCCCCCACUCACAGCCCCGCCUCCCAGGAACUUCUGGAGGUGCCGCCCCCUCCACGGUGUCAGCAGUCUGGGAUGGAGAUGCCGGAUGACGACCCCUCAGCGGACAGCGAACCUUCAGACUACGAGACCUGCAUCUGACAGCUGUCACUCAGCAGACAGAUCACUCUCACACAAAAUAAUACUUCUCCGUUUUGCGUGAGAUUAACUUGCUGAAAUUUUUACUUUUUUCGAUUUGGAUAAAUUCACUGAAUGUAUCUGUACAUCAUACUUUUUUGUCAUUAAUUGUCAGACAUUUCUUAUAUCUAUGACGAUCUACUAUAAAAUUAAUCA
Anguilla anguilla (European eel) is the source of this 939-nucleotide messenger RNA. RefSeq names its product B- and T-lymphocyte attenuator-like. Gene Ontology annotation, molecular function: signaling receptor activity. The record is from RefSeq and is a predicted model, not a curated record. Lineage: Eukaryota; Metazoa; Chordata; Actinopteri; Anguilliformes; Anguillidae. Gene Ontology annotation, cellular component: plasma membrane. The transcript is spliced from 5 exons. Bases 1 to 747 code for a protein of 248 amino acids. Gene Ontology annotation, biological process: immune response-regulating cell surface receptor signaling pathway.